Messenger RNA from Phanerochaete carnosa HHB-10118-sp, 1916 nucleotides. RefSeq lists its product as uncharacterized. Lineage: Eukaryota; Fungi; Basidiomycota; Agaricomycetes; Polyporales; Phanerochaetaceae. Bases 43 to 1773 code for a protein of 576 amino acids. The record is from RefSeq and is a predicted model, not a curated record. The transcript has 2 exons.
GCUGGGUUAGCGGGAAUCGACGACGAACCAGAGGCAGGCGAAAUGGAUGGGAGACUUGGUGUGAGCUUCGGCGGCGACGGUUGGAGUGAGGACGAAGAGUCUUCGUUUGACGCGGACCUUUUCUUCGCUAACUUGGAUGACUCGUCCGACUCGUGCGGCUCGCCGGCUGCGCUGCGUCCGGACUCGUUUGGUUCUGGUAUGGACGCAGACUCUGUUGGCACGUUCUCGGGGGACGAAGAGGACGCACUGUUGCUAAUGGAUAUAGAUCCGUCUGUGCAGAUGCGCAGGUCCACAGGCGAGUUCGAGGUCGGGGUGGAACUCGACGGACUUGCGCUUGGCCUUGAUGGACAGCUGCUCUUACCCUCGAAUUUUGCUCAGUUCGCUGCAUUCGAAGGCGAUUCUGAUAAUUCGAACGAGACCGACGUCGAUAUGACCAUCUCCCAGAGUGGUUCCAGCACCGGAGACGAUGCGGGCGCCAGUGACGAAGAUGGCUUGUUUCUCGAGGAAGGCGACGGCGAGACUACUGAGGAUGAACUCGUCGACCCGGACGGCCUCCCCAACUCGAAGGCUAUGAUGCUGUUUCGCUGGCCCGAACCUAUCUCCGGCAUCGAUCCACGGUCCACAGUUACUCAGUCAUCUGGCCCUGCAGAUAUCCAGGGGUCUCCACAAGCUUCGCAUACCCUUCGAAUGGCAUUGCAAUUCGUGGUCGACGAUCGUUAUUCCGCUACUCCGAGUGGUGAUACGAGGCUUUCGGUCGAAGAUUCCGGGGAUAGUAGCCAUCACUGCGACUCUCCAAAAAUGUACGAGGGUGAGACUAGACGUACGCCAGGCGUUCCCGUCAUGGGCCAAUUCGAACCUGCUCCUACCGGCGAGGUAUCAAGAAUUGCCAUCAUUGGCGAAAAUCAUGCCCCAAUUCCUAGCCCGUUUCCCAGGUCAAAAAUUCUUCGCGCAAAGCAGCGCAAGCCUCGCGCAGAUGAGAAGGCUGGUAGCUUGGACUUCACCACCGAUUCCGAGGUUUACGGGCGCAACUCUUCGACGCUGUUUGUCUCCGUCAACCCGCCUUCAUCGGACGAGCUCGGAUCCCAAUCUCAUGCUCUGACAUCUGAUGACCCUCUGUCAACAGACGCCAUCGAUCUCGACGAUGUUUUGGACGCCUCGCUCUUGGAUUCAGAACCGUUGUUUAGAUCGACCACGCCUUCUCAGCACGACUGGCUGUCACCUUCGACUCCCAUUGCUACUGCGUCCAUCGAGAAUCUCAACCGCUGGGAUCGCAUUCCCGUUGGUACCUUCCGUCGCACGCGCGAGACAUCUUUGCUUGAGAGCACGCCAGGCUCGGACACGGGUAUCGCGAACUCAUAUCCUGGUAUCAGCGCUCUGCUGAAUAACGACAUGCUCGACACGCCAAAAUCGAAAGUAUCGAAGCUGAAGGGUAAAUCGAAGAAGGGCUCGAAGUCCGGAGCUUCGAAUCCUCUCGUUAUCUCACCCGUGCUCCUUCCCGUCCGCGAUGGCGACCGCACGCCAACUGGUAGUGGAGUUUACAACCCGUUCCAGCAAAACGGACAUCCCCAUCAACAGAAAUCGCGCAGAGAGCUGCGCAAAGAAAAAGCGAUGGUGAAACGGAAGAUGAUUAGCAAACACGGGCCGCAGCCGUCACUGCGCAAUUAUCCGCAUGCUCAUCGCCACCACUACCCGAACAUGAAAAGUCGAAGCUCGGGCUCGAUGCAACGUACACACCUCGCGCAGAGCUCCCAUGUGCCCCACCUCAACUUAUGAACGGUCGCUACGGAAUGACGCUUUGUUGGCUUGGACCGCACAAUCCCUCACUGUACUUUCUUGUGACUGACACGUAUUUGCCAUGGCGCUAGUAUCCCACGUCACAGCCCGACCCCCAUUGCCCCCCACUCUCUCCCGACGCC